CUCUUCUUGCCCUGUCAGGGUUCUGGUCUCGGGGACCAGGCUGCUUUCAGGCAGCAGGGGGGCAGCGCGUCUGCCCCUGUUCAACCUUGUAAGGAUGAUUCCUCAACCGUCCUGCGGGGGAGGCAGCCCGCCGCCCAAGCGGCUUUCAGGCAGCAGGGGGGCAGCGCGUCUGCCCCUGUUCAACCUUGUAAGGAUAAUUCCUCAAAAAAAAAAGGGCGCCACCGUACCGGACUGGGCCGUCUGCCGCGUGCCGGCCGGCCGUACCGCCGUCCUGGCACAGCUGCGCGACGAGUUCACUGGCUGGUGGCGCCUAUACUCCGCCCAGCCUGCAGACACGCCCCUGCCUUCCGACGUGACGGAGCAGCUGGAUGACGCCGCGCAGCAGGUGCAGACGGCCUACAUGGACUACGUGCUCCUAGACGCCCGCACCCUGCGGUCCGCUAAGCGUGGGCCGGCGGACCCCGGCGGGGCCGGCGGGCCCAGCCGCCGGCAACGCCAGCACCGCAGCCGCAGUACCUCCAGCCUCAUGAGCCUGGGCAGCUUCUGUCUGGUGGACCCUUGGGCGAGCAAGCGUGGCGGCGCCAAGGGCUACACGCAUCCGGCCACACCCAAGCCGGCCACUCCCGCACGCCUGGAUCGGUGGUAUGUCAGUGCCACCGCGGCGCCGUGGGUGGUGGAUGUCGCUCGCACGUAUGGGGCGCCUGGGGACCACAACGGUGUGCUGCUCACCCUGUCCUUGCCCGAUCUGCCACAUGCGCACCGGGAGCAGUGGCGCUUCCCCACGUACCUGCUGUUUCACCCCUCGCUGCGUUUGGAGCUCGAGCAGCGCUUGGAGGCGCACGUUGCCGCAAAUCCCGUGGCCAGUACAGGUGACGGCGCUUGCACGCAAUGGGAGGCGGACAAGUUCUUCUUGCGGGAGGCCGCCACCAGCAUCCACCGUCGGCAUGCACGCCAGACCCGGGACGGGCUGCAUGGCGUGGUGCUGGCCGCAGACGCGGCCGCUGCCCUGGCCGACCGGCCGGGUGCCAGCGCCGCGCAGCGUCAGGCUGCGGCCAUGGCCAACUUGGCGGUGCGGGAGGAGCGGGCAGCUGCCGCAGCGGCCAGCCACAAUGCCCGCGCUGCACUGAUGGAGGAGCAUGGGGAGCGGGGCACUCGCUGGUUCCAUCGACAGGCGGACGAGCCAGCAGCCGGCGCGCAGGAGCCCAUCACGCACUUGAAGGUGCCGGGGCAACCGGCGCCUGUGGCGCUCACGGGGCCGGGCACGCGCAACACGGUCUCCGCAGCCGCCGCAGCCAUGUACAGCAGCACCAGCCCCACCGGCCUGUUCCGUGUGCAGCCGGUCUGUACGGCGUCGCAGCAACAGCUUCUGGCGGCCAUUGACCGCAAGGUUCCGGCGGAUCUGCACACCGCCGCAGAGGGGUCCGGGGACGGCGCCCUCAGUGAUGCCGAGCUGAUGGCAGCGCUGGCUGGCUCCGCCAAUGGUAAAGCACCUGGGUCGGACGGGGUUCCGUACGAGGUGUACAAGGUCUUCUGGGCGCUGCUGGGCCCGCGCUUGUGUGCUGCUGCUGCCGCUGCCUUUGCUGCCGCUGCAGACGCCCACGAUGGCGGCGAAAUGGCGGCGGCGCUGCCUGCCUCCUGGCGGGAGGGCAUCAUUACGCUCAUCUACAAGGGCAAAAGCCUGGACCGCGCCGAGCUGGCGUCCUACCGGCCCAUCACGCUGCUCAACUGCGACUUCAAGAUGGUGUCCAAGGCCGUCAGCGCCCGCCUGCAGCCCGCCCUGGAUGCAGUUGUGGAUGAGCUGCAGACCGCGUUCAUCACCGGCCGCUGGAUUGGAGACAACGCGCUGUACCUCCAAGGCCUGAUCGAAUGGAUGCGCCUGGACGUGGGCGCGGACGGCGCGCCACGGCAGGGUGAUGGCAACAAAGUGCUCCAGCUUAGCCGCCUUGAGCUGUGCGGCUCGCGGGACCAGUACGCACACCAGACGGCGUACAAGAAGGUGGCCCGCAAAGUGAAGCCCAGCCUAUACUCAGCCCAGCCUGCAGACACGCCCCUGCCUUCCGACGUGACGGAGCAGCUGGAUGACGCCGCGCAGCAGCAGCAACAGCAACCGCAACCGCCACGGCGCUGCCGUGGCCGGCGGGGGCUCAUAAUGCGGCCACCAGUGGGAGCGGCGAACCUUCGGCUGCUGACAGUGAAUGUCAACGGCCUGGGCUCGCCGCUCAAGGCGCGGGCGCUGGUCUCGCACCUGCAGCAAGUUGGGGCGGAUGUGGCGAUGGUGCAGGAGACCCACGCUACUGACACGACAGCGCUGGAGUCUUGCCUUCGUGCCGCGCAGGGGGCGUGCCUUCCGUGGCGCCACUGCCUCGCUGCCAGCCCGGCAGCGUCGCCCCACUCCUGUGGGGCGGCUAUCCUGGCGCGGAGUCGGCUGUCCCUUCCAGGCUGCGUACUGCAGCCGCCGUCAACGGAUGCGGCGGGCCGUGUGGUAUGUUGGGAUUGGGACGUGGGUCACUUGCGCCUGCGCUUCGUGUGUGUGUAUGCGCCCACGGCCGUGGCGGACAAGCCUGCUUUCUUUGCCGGGCUGCAUCCCCACCUGGCCACGGACAGGGUGCUUGUUGUCGGUGGGGACUGGAACUGUGUCACCGAUGCCAGUCAGGAGGCGGCCCCUAGCCCGUCACGUGCUGCAGGUGCCCCGCAACUUGCCAGCCUCCUCGCCCAGUUCAGUCUGGUGGACCCUUGGGCGAGCAAGCGUGGCGGCGCCAAGGGCUACACGCAUCCGGCCACGCCCAAGCCGGCCAAUCCUGCACGCCUGGAUCGGUGGUAUGUCAGUGCCACCGCGGCGCCGUGGGUGGUGGAUGUCGCUCGCACGUAUGGGGCGCCUGGGGACCACAACGGUGUGCUGCUCACCCUGUCCUUGCCCGAACUGCCACAUGCGCACCGGGAGCAGUGGCGCUUCCCCACAUACCUGCUGUUUCACCCCUCGCUGCGUUUGGAGCUCGAGCAGCGCUUGGAGGCGCACGUUGCCGCAAAUCCCGUGGCCAGUACAGGUGACGGCGCUUGCACGCAAUGGGAGGCGGACAAGUUCUUCUUGCGGGAGGCCGCCACCAGCAUCCACCGUCGGCAUGCACGCCAGACCCGGGAUGGGCUGCAGGGCGUGGUGCUGGCCGCAGACACGGCCGCUGCCCUGGCCGACCGGCCGGAUGCCAGCGCCGCGCAGCGUCAGGCUGCGGCCAUGGCCAACUUGGCGGUGCGGGAGGAGCGGGCAGCUGCCGCAGCGGCCAGCCACAAUGCCCGCGCUGCACUGAUGGAGGAGCAUGGGGAGCGGGGCACUCGUUGGUUCCAUCGGCAGGCUGACGAGCCAGCAGCCGGCGCGCAGGAGCCCAUCACGCACUUGAAGGUGCCGGGGCAACCGGCGCCUGUGGCGCUCACGGGGCCGGGCACGCGCAACACUGUCUCAGCAGCCGCCGCAGCCAUGUACAGCAGCACCAGCCCCACCGGCCUGUUCCGCGUGCAGCCGGUCUGUACGGCGUCGCAGCAACAGCAGCUUCUGGCGGCCAUUGACCGGAAGGUUCCGGCGGAUCUGCACGCCGCCGCAGAGGGGUCCGGUGACGGCGCCCUCAGUGAUGCCGAGCUGAUGGCAGCGCUGGCUGGCUCCGCCAAUGGUAAAGCACCUGGGUCGGACGGGGUCCCGUACGAGGUGUACAAGGUCUUCUGGGCACUGCUGGGCCCGCGCUUGUGUGCUGCUGCUGCCGCUGCCUUUGCUGCCGCUGCAGACGCCCACGAUGGGUUUCAGGGGUUGCCUGCUUCCUGGCGGGAGGGCAUCAUUACGCUCAUCUACAAGGGCAAAAGCCUGGACCGCGCCGAGCUGGCAUCCUACCGGCCCAUCACGCUGCUCAACUGCGACUUCAAGAUGGUGUCCAAGGCCGUCAGCGCCCGCCUGCAGCCCGCCCUGGAUGCAGUUGUGGAUGAGCUGCAGACCGCGUUCAUCACCGGCCGCUGGAUUGGAGACAACGCGCUGUACCUCCAAGGCCUGAUCGAAUGGAUGCGCCUGGACGUGGGCGCGGACGGCUCGCCACGGCAGGGUGGUGCGCUGUACUUCUUGGACAUUGAAAAGGCGUAUGACCGGGUGCACCGGCAGUGGCUGUAUGCGUCCGCGGAGGGACUUGGGUUUGGGCCGCGCAUGCUGCGCUGGAUCCGCCUGCUCACUGCCAACGGCUCCGCCCGUGUGUGUGUCAACGGGAUGCUCUCUGACGCCUUCCCAGUGCUGAACGGCUUGCCGCAGGGCAGCACCGCCUCACCACCCCUGUGGGUCAUCCAGAUGCAGCCACUGACGUCCUUUCUGCGGCGGCAGGUGGAGCAAGGGGCACUGCGCACGCCCCUGUUACCCAGCGGCGAGCAGGCGCCACCGGCUGCCCACCACGCUGACGACACGACCCUCACGGCGCGCGACCCGGCGGUGGACGGGCCGGUCCUGAUGGCGGCAGUACAGCUGUUCUGCCGCGCGUCCAACGCCCGUGUCCAUCCGGAUAAGAGCAAGGCCAUGGGCCUUGGCAGGUUUGCGCACCUGACGGGCCCUUGCCCACACAAAUAAUAAUAAUAAUAUCUACGCAGGGCACAGGUGCCCGCGUGUCUUAAGGAGGAGUGAGACAAGCUCACCCCACCAUCGGAAAACUUGAUUUCCCUACCCCGGCUCCCCUGCGCGGGGGCCGCCAUUGGCGGUCCCCUGGGUGCGGCCUCCCGGGCGGCAUCGGGUAUUGGCAAUGCCCAUCUCUCGCUCUAGCCGGUAGUACAGGUUUGCGGUGCCCCGGAGUGUGGUGACGCUAUGCAUGUGGAGACGUGUGCAGCAGGCCUUGGCUGCCUGCGGUUUGGCUCCUAGGUCUUUGAGGAGAGUUUCAAGGGUACGGGGGACAGUGCCACCGUGGCCCAGUGUAAUAACGUGUUUAGUAUCGUAGUGCACAGUCCACCCUGCAGCUCGCAUGGCAGUGGCAAGCGUGGCGUGCUGUGCUUGUUUUUGAAUGAGCUUCUCGCUGUGGUGCAGGUCAGAGGUGUAUCCAACUUCAAGGAUGUACACUGGGUAGGCCCCUUUGUUGGCUGGUGGGGAUGUCAUGAAGCGUUCUGCUUCGGACCGGGGAAGGUUCGGGAUAAACAGAAUGUCAGGCCGCAUCCUGUUGAGGUCUGCAGCGGGCACUUGCGGGCAGAGCCAGGACGGCGGCCGCAUGCCCGCACAGUACUCAGGCAGUUCAGCUCGGGAGGUGGCAUCCAUUAUCAUGUAGCCACCACCGUUGUGACCAUGGUGUAGGCAUUCGGCAAUCGUCCGCACUGCAGUGUUGUGUUUGGCUAUCCUAGCGCCAACGAGUUGGGGGUGCGCGCAGUGGCCGGCAAGGUGACCUGCGGUGCCACGCUCUGGGUCAGAUCCGCGGCUGCGCUGGGUGUGGGCACAGAGACCACAUUUGUCGCUGUCUCGUAGUUUAAACAAAGCCAGCCGGGCCGGGCAGAUGAGGCCUCCCUGACGAGCAUUCUGUAUGAACCGGCGUAGGCCGUGGCUGGCGUCCGAGUUCGUCAUGUACGCGUUACUGGCGCGUGGGUCAAGGCUGGGUGCUGCCUCGGCCCAUUUCUCAGUGUACAGGGUUUUGUUGGCGUAUCCACCACGGCAGCUGGGGGCCAUUGCCCUGGUGAGGCCCCGGUUUAGGUCCGACACGUAGUGCGUGGCUGUGCUAUCGUCGUCCCUGGUGACUGUGAAGGUCGGCCACCAGUGCCGGGCGUGCGGGUCGUUGUCGGCCGGUUCGGAUACAUCGGCGGGUUUUUCCUGGGUGGCGACGGCAGCCGCCCCUUUAUCGGCUUCCUCGUUGCCGUGUAGCCCGGUGUGCGAGAUCACUUUAAUCAGAGCGGUGGGUGCGCCCCGGGCGUGGCGUGCAUGGAGCAAUGCCACGACUGAAUCCAGGAGGUCCCGAUGUUUACUCAGAUGCAGUCGCCGGGGCUCGUUAAUUGCUCGUUUGAUUAGGUACAAGCUUGCAACAGAAUCUGAUGCAAUAGUGAGCUUCUUAGUUGCAAAUUCUUUACCUUCGCCACCAAAUUCUGCGAGGGCAGCACGAAUUGCUGCCAGUUCAGCUCUCGUAAUAGUGUUUGUGCACCCAGCGCCAUUUGGAUUCACGUAGACAACGCGAGAAUCGCUGAACCAGGCGCAGGCGCCGGCAACCUGGACUUCUUUGCCAUUGUCAGUUUUGAUUUUGCUUACCGAACCAUCUGUCCAGACAGUGCCAUUCACGUCGUGGGCCAGAGCAUGGUGGGUCUGGAAUCGCGCGUUAGGAAAGCGUCGUGCUUCGUCAGCCAUGGCGUGUAUCGUCUUUGGGUUAGCGUGCUGGUAUUUGGCUUGCUUUAGAAGUGAGUUUGGGAGGGCCGGGCAGGUUGGGGCCGUGGCCGUGUGUGUCCACGUGCGCGGGUCGCUGAUGUGCGUGGGUGCGUUCGCCCCCCGUUUCAGUGUGUCCACGAGCCGUUUCAGGCGGGGGGCAAAGCACUGGAGUCCGGCGGGGUUCCCAACAAUGACCAGUCGGAGCCCCUUCUGGCGUUCAGCCUGGGUGUUGGUGCCAAGUCCUGUGUCAAGGCCCGCGGUGCCCGCGGACCAGUUGGCCAGCUCGUGGCAAAGUGGGUGUUGAAGCCACUGCGUGUGGGGGAAAGUGGCCGCUUUGGGGAGCGCCAAUACAGUGAGGGUUGGUUCCUGUGAGUCACGCAUAGCCUCGGCGCAUGCGAGGGCCCACAUGAGCGCCUUCCGUGCAUCGUGGGGGGUAGAGGGGGGGUGGGCAUAUUGCAAGCCGGUCCAUGCGGUCUGGUAGGCAUCGUGCAGUGCGCCAAAGGCCCCAUCAGCAGGGUCUCGUGUCCAGUAUUCGUGGGCUGCAGUGGAGGAGUUUAGUGGGGAUGCAAACAUUUCCCGAAUGUGUA
Chlamydomonas reinhardtii is the source of this 6933-nucleotide messenger RNA. RefSeq lists its product as uncharacterized. Gene Ontology annotation, molecular function: catalytic activity. The coding region runs from base 95 to 4588 and encodes 1497 amino acids. NCBI's taxonomy places the organism in Eukaryota, Viridiplantae, Chlorophyta, Chlorophyceae, Chlamydomonadales, Chlamydomonadaceae. The record is from RefSeq and is a predicted model, not a curated record. The transcript has 7 exons.